This is a messenger RNA of Amoebophrya sp. A120, 1628 nucleotides long. The record is from the annotation of a GenBank genome assembly. Lineage: Eukaryota; Dinophyceae; Syndiniales; Amoebophryaceae.
AUGGCACACACAACGACAACACUUGUGGACCUCCUUGAAAAGUGCGGCCCAGGUCACGAGAUUUUGAGUUUCUUGCACGGUGGUGAAGUUGCUGGGCUUGCUUGCGUCUCGAAGACGGCGCGCGCUGCCGUCUCCCGGGAUGAUGGCACGCUGCGAUGUGAUCACCUGGUAAUCCGGUUCGGGUGUAAGGCGCGGAUGGACGACUUUGGCAGUUUCAUGAUUGCCCAGCGACGCGACCUGGGGCACAUAUUCACGCGUGUCGAUUUGCGGGGCGUUCAAUCAUUACUCGUUGAGGUUCGGGCGGACUACGGAGAACACCCGGAAGAGCCGCCAGUUGUCAUUGAUCACAUCAUUCCAGACAUUCUUCCCUUGAUGUGCGGGCAAAAGCUGAGACAGUUCGGCAUGAUCGUGCUCGAUAUAACUCCGAUACCGCGUCGAGCCAGCGUCCCUGAAAAUUGGAGAAGGCAGGAGGACCCGGAGCCCUGUGAGCAGUCAGCAUUCACUCGCUUCGCGCGCGCCUUGUCGUCGCUGAGGGGGUCUCUGGAGGUGCUGCACCUGCCCGGCUGCUUGGCAGAGCAGAGCAUUGACCUCCCUCCGGACGUCAUCGUGCGCAUGCGCAAGUUGAGGGAGUUACACAUCACGAGCGUUUUCGAUUUUGGACGUGUUUCUUCUGAUUCCCUUUUGAGUGCUGUCCUUCCGGAGCCCGCUGGCGCUACCGGUCCCCGCGGCCUCGCUGUAUUUUCCUGUCGUGGGUUCAGGGUCGGAAAUUGGACAGCGUUUCAAACAGGAAUGUCGGGUAAACACACGGAAAUUUGGAGGAAGAUCGCGACACCCUCGUUGCGAAAACUUUCCUUCCGUAUUAUUUGGAGCACCGCACAGAAUUACUACGACGACGUUAUCAAGAAAGCCACUUGGUUCUGGCGCUGUUGCGAGAACGUUACGAGCCUUGAGGUUGACAUCGUGCCAUGCGACGAAGUGCUUGCGCUUCUUCCCAACUUACGUUCGCUGACCCUUGCCGGUAGGGACUGGCUGGGGGGUGAUGAUUACAGAGAGAAUAACGCCCGUGGAUCGUUCGUCAACCUAGUACGCAACUUCAACUUCCGCAAAUGUGCGCUGGUCCUCCACCGUGUCGAGCUCUCUCACCUUGAGUUCGGCAUUCUAUUCGGAAUCUUAACGGGCGUGUACAAGGAGAUUGUCGAACACGAGGAAAACAGCGCAGCAGCGUCGCCGUUUCUGCACAACAGGAAGCUCUGGAAAGUGCUGUCCGAUAUAUUAGACCAACAAACGGAGCAGGACCCGCCCAGGGAGGCCAAGAUGAUUGCGGUCACAAGUGGCCCGCCCUUGUGCCCCAUGGUUGAGAUGGAGGUUAAUUCAGAAGAACAAGAAAAAUAAAUCUGGUAAGCAGUAAAGUGGGCGUAAGCACUUGCAAGAACAGAAGGGAGCUGUAUUUGGACGACUGAGAGCUCAGCAGGAUGAAUCCGCUUGGAACGAACGCACGCAAUAAAGGUGGGCGCAUUUGCUUGUAUAACCGGUGUUCUUGUUCGUCGGAUCAUCCGACGAAAAUGUCUACCAAGAAGCAAAUCGACGCUGUUUUGAACUGCUGAGGGACAUGCUCUCAUGUAGUCGAG